Xenopus tropicalis (tropical clawed frog) is the source of this 5186-nucleotide messenger RNA. It is a transcript of the gene bcam, whose product is annotated as basal cell adhesion molecule (Lutheran blood group). Lineage: Eukaryota; Metazoa; Chordata; Amphibia; Anura; Pipidae. Gene Ontology annotation, cellular component: membrane. The transcript is spliced from 16 exons. Bases 200 to 2020 code for a protein of 606 amino acids. The record is from RefSeq and is a predicted model, not a curated record.
CUUGGAGCUGCUCCUCUCUGUCUCCCUUUAUUCUCGCUAUCCGGAGCCGGUGCGCAGAGCCUGAGAGACCCCUCCCCGGAGCAGAGGGACAAAGCAGUGAGAGAGAGGCACAGAGGCUUCCCCCAUACACCUGCUGGGAGUCACCCUGAGAGCCCAAUACAUCGUGGAGUUCAGAGUCUGUGGCCCCCUCGCUGCCCAUAUGGAUCUGCUGUGGUCGGUAACUCUGCUGCUGCUGCCAGGAUGUUUCUGUGCGGUGACUGUUAAUGUCCCUUCACCAAUUGACGCUGAGAUUGGGGAUCAAGUGAACAUCCAGUGUAAGCCAUCGGCCGCCGGGUCACCCAAGUACAGUGUGGAAUGGUUUGUGACAGAUCAGUAUGGGGACCCCCAGCGCAUCGCAUCAUACAGCAAUGGAAGAAGUAUCACAGAUCCAGGAACACAAUACAGUGACAGAGUGUCGGUCAACGCUGAGCUCAGCCUGGUAAUCAAUGAUGUACGUGUAGAGGACGAAAGGAGCUUUCUCUGCAAAGUGAAUGCGGGGAGUGAAGGCACAGCUAAGGGUAGUGCUGACAUGAAAGUGUACGAUCCACCAGAAAUGCCAGAAGUCUCCUUGACUGCAGGAAUAUUGUCAGUCACUGAAUCGGAUGCAGUGGAGAUUGGAACCUGUAUCGGUCGGAAUGCAUAUCCUGCUCCAACUAUUGAGUGGUACAAGGACAAGCAAUCCCUAAACCCACCAAAAAGCCCAAACAAGGAUCUGUACAUGACCUCUCGCACCGUCAGGGAAGCCUCUGGUUUGUUUACGGUCUCCAGCACUCUCUUCUUAAGGCCAACGAAGCAAGAUGCCGAUUCUCAGUUUUCCUGUAGAGUUGUAUAUCCUGUACCCGGGGGAUCUUUCAGCUUUAUGGAAUCUUAUUCCUUUAAUCUGACAUUGCACUUUUACACAGAGGAUGUAAACUUCCAGUUGCUAUCAGCUGUUCCUAUUAAGGAGGGGGAUGAUUUGACUUUUCGUUGUGCCGGGGAUGGGUACCCUCCUCCUUCCUAUAUCAUUGACAGAAUCAAGGAUGGCACAGAGGAAGAAUUGUAUUCUGGAACUGAAGGAAUCUUCAUAAAACAUAAUGUGUCUAGAGAAGACGCAGGGACGUAUCGCUGUCAUGCUCUGGACUUUGACACCCCACCAGAGAUCAGUCUUGUCCGAGAGCAGAGCAUUUUUGUGCACUAUCUGGAUCCUCUUUCUGUUCUCCCACAAGAACCAGUCACCGUAUCUCAUGGCAGAGACCUCCAGCUUUUUUGCUCGGGUGAUGGCUCUCAGAAGCCCCAUCUGAGCUGGAAAAAGGGUGACAAGAUGAUCUCAGACACCAGUAGAUAUCGACUGCGUGAUGUCUCAUACGCCGACGCUGGGGUUUAUACGUGUGUGGCUACUGUACCCGAAGUGCCUAGACUAAUGAAGGAGCAGAGUAUCACUGUCACAGUUGAGGGAGUCCCUCAGAUGGAACGUGGGGAUGAAGUAGUUGAAGUACUUUCUGAAGGUUCUAUGGUGACGCUAACCUGCUCCGCUCAGGGAUUCCCGGAACCAGAGAUCAUCUGGAACCCACCAGAAUUAAAGAGCUCACAAACAGUAAACGGGCAACACGUGAUAAGCACUGUAACCAUGAAAGCCUCAUCUAAGCUGAUGAAUGAUAUUUCCUGCACUGCAAGAAAUGAUAUUGGGACUGCUGAGAAAAAAUUCACUUUGAACAUGAAUCCGGUGUCACCAAGUGCAAGACCGGCCCAAGAGCAGACCGGUGGCAGUAGUACAGCCGUCAUCGCAGUGGUUGUUUGUGUCAUUCUCCUCCUUCUGGUCGUAGCCCUCUUCUAUUUCUUACAGAAGAAAGGAAAAUUAACGUGUGGAUCAUCUGAGAAGCAGUCAUUAGCCCAGGAUCCUGCUUCAGCUGAGCUCGCUGUUGAGUUGAAGUCAGAGAAAGGUAACGAGCAACGAGGACUUCUUGGUUCCCGCGGUGGAGGUGGCCAGCCGUCAGAGUGUUAACAACAAGGAGCACUGAGCUCAGCCAUGGAAGGACAUUUGGAUGGACAGCUCUAUCUUUGCCUGCCCUGGAACUCACUUGCUGCCUCCAUGUCUUCAGCCUGUGGAUUUCUGCUUUCUCUGCUCCCUGCACUUGUCUCAGAAUGUUACAAAAGAAAAAAUCAAUGCAAGGACUCAGUUCAAUGAGAUGCUCCUGAAAGCCCUAUGGACCGCUUGUGUGAUGCUAAAGGAGAGAGCCCCCCAUCCAACCUCAGGAUAUCUGACUUUUAUUAUGACUCGUUGUGGGGGUCUCUUAAUAAGGUCUGUUGUGGGGAAUCACCCUCGGCCCCCCACAUUGCCUUAAUGUCUAUUGGCCAUUGCUGCAUUACUACAGACCUCUGUCAAUUUGCUUCAUUUUUAUCCAUUUUGCCUUAUUUUUCCCUUUUUGUUGCUUUCAGUUUAUUUUAUUCCUGUUUUUAUUUCCCAGACUCUGUGUGAAAGAUCUCCAUAAGCCCGCUGGGUGAUGCUGCCUUCCCAGCAUGCCUUGGGGGAGUAGCACUGUGCGGACUUUAUUGAAUUACACUGGUCUUGGCCUGCCCUUGUUUGGGCCUAUCUGUAUAUAAUGUAUUUACCUGUUGUCAGUACACUGGUUAGAUCCUCAGUUUGUCUCUAUGUUUGUUGUCAUUGCAAUCUCCCAGAAACAUACCCGGAAUUAUUUUUACGCGGUUUAUAUACUGUAUGGCCAAAAUUAAAUUGCCCCCCCAUCUAAUUACCAGAACUGGCUAUGUAAGCCACAGCCGGCAUUGCCCUAACAGGUACCAAUACAUCCUACAAUGACAUGCUUGACUGUUCCAUGCUUUCUACUUUGUGCCAGCAGUUUUGGGGAGCACUCUUUGAGCAGGAUAAUAACCCCAUGCACAAAGUAAGGUCCAUAGUGAAGGAUUUUGCUGAGAUGGAAGAAGAAGAACUUGAUGGUCUGCACAGGGCCAGUACCUCAGCCCAACUGAACACCUGCCUCUGUGAGCUAUCAGUGCCCAACCUCUUACAUAUAACUGGAAGGAAAUCCCACCAACAUCUAGUGAACAGCCUUCUUUGAAGAGUAGAGUGUAAAGUCUGUUUCAGCAUUAAAGCAAGGACCAAUCUCAUAUUGAUACCCUUGGCUUUAGGAUAAAGUCUCCACAUACUUUUGGCCAUAAAGAGUAUCUGCUAGGUUUCUUAAUGGCAUCCAUAAACCUACUAGAUAAUAACACUUGUUAUGGAAAUUUCAGAUACUGAUAGUUGUUUGAGGUAAUUAGGUAAGGUUUAUUAGACACGUACAUUAUAUGGGUUCUGAGCAACACUUAGUCAGAACAAAGACAGCACAGGGUUUAUAUAGACUUUGUGACAGUAGCAUAUGUCAUAAGAAAUGUAUGAGCAUAGGCGUUACCAGUUUACCAGUGUACGCACAUAAAAUAUCUGUUCUCAGCACAGAAAACAAGGUCUUUGCCAAACAGGUGGUUCUGUCUUCAAGACUAUAGUUGACGUAAGGCUAGCUUGAGAACAGAAUCCAUCCAAGUCAGGGGGCAUGUGGGUGAAUCUGCACUCACAGAAUGUAUUCUUUAUCACACUUAACCCAAAAGCUUACUGCAGGGUUGUAUGUAUUUCCGUGCAGUUUGGCACAAUGAUUGUUUUAUUAUGUGUCCUGCGUUUAAGGGAAGUCUUGUGAUCUUACAAUGCCAUAUUGGGACAAUUUAUGAAUCAGCAUUGGUAUAUUGGUUAAGAAAAAAAAUAUGCUACAGAAUAAUGGUCUGUUCCAAACAGCUGUUAGGGAGACAAACGAUCCCCUGUAGUUGCACCCUGUUUUGGGGAGACAAAUGAUCCCCUGUAGUUGCACCCUGGUUUGGGAGACAAAUGAUCCCCUGUAGUUGCACCCUGGUUUGGGAGACAAACGAUCCCCUGUAGUUGCACCCUGUUUUGGGGAGACAAAUGAUCCCCUGUAGUUGCACCCUGGUUUGGGAGACAAAUGAUCCCCUGUAGUUGCACCUUGUUUUGGGGAGACAAAUGAUCCCCUGUAGUUGCACCCUGUUUUUGGGAGACAAAUGAUCCCCUGUAGUUGCACCCUGUUUUGAGAGACAAAUCAUCCCCUGUAGUUGCACCCUGGUUUGGGAGACAAAUGAUCCCCUGUAGUUGCACCCUGUUUUUGAGAGACAAAUCAUCCCCUGUAGUUGCACCCUGGUUUGAGAGACAAAUCAUCCCCUGUAGUUGCACCCUGGUUUGGGAGACAAAUGAUCCCCUGUAGUUGCACCCUGUUUUUGGGAGACAAAUGAUCCCCUGUAGUUGCACCCUGUUUUGAGAGACAAAUCAUCCCCUGUAGUUGCACCCUGGUUUGGGAGACAAGUGAUACCCUGUAAUUGCACCCUGGUUUGGGAGACAAAUGAUCCCCUGUAGUUGCACCCUGUUUUUGGGAGACAAAUGAUCCCCUGUAGUUGCACCCUGUUUUGAGAGACAAAUCAUCCCCUGUAGUUGCACCCUGGUUUGGGAGACAAGUGAUACCCUGUAGUUGCACCAUGUUUUGGUGAGACAAAUGAUCCCCUGUAGUUGCACCAUGUUUUAGUAAGACAAAUGAUCCCCCGUAGUGAUCAAGCCACCGUACGGCAAAGCAGCUUGCUUAUUGCCUCCCUCUUCCAACUCCAUUUGUUGAAUGAGAGAAUGAACAUUGCGCACAAUUUCUGUAUUUUAGUUAGUAGAGGGGGAAACCAUGAGACAGGGAGUAAGUAACUGGUAUGGAGGGAAUAUUACAGUUACCACUUUGAGCUACCAAAAUAUAUUUUUUGGGGCAAUUGAUAGCCAGUGAAUGUGAUUGAAUAUUUAAAAUAUUCAUCCUGGAGCAGUGCAGUAAGAAAAACUGUUGCGAUUGCUACCUUUAUUUCUCAUCCCUACAAAUCCCCAAGUAGUGAAAUUUGCCUAAAAGAAGAAUAACGUGGGCACCCUUUUAUUGACUUCUGAUGAGGGAACAUCAGGGGACAUGCCGCUGGAUAGGGACACGCACAUGCAGUUAUAUAUACAGUCAGUGUGACAUAUAUAGGAAAGAGAAAUGUUAUUUUACUGCUUUUGGCACUGAAAUGUUGGGGGGGGGGUUAAGAUAAUGGUCUCAAAGGAGAGUCAUUUAGCAAAGUCAUCAAGCAAUAAACUUUGUGUUCUUUUUUUUUUU